Messenger RNA from Camelina sativa (false flax), 741 nucleotides. RefSeq lists its product as uncharacterized. The record is from RefSeq and is a predicted model, not a curated record. Lineage: Eukaryota; Viridiplantae; Streptophyta; Magnoliopsida; Brassicales; Brassicaceae.
UGUCAUGCAUCUAUGUUUAAUCUUGAUUUGCCUGUUAUUUGCACAGAGAAAUUUAGCAAGGACCACGAACGUUGUUUCCCAACUCUUGGGAAAAUCAUGGUUUCUGCCUUGAAGGUUAAGUCGGGAGGGCAAGUUUAUCACUUGCCUGACUCGAUGAUUCUGAGUCAGGCUUUUCAGGCCAUCGGUAACAAGGACUGGUUUCUAUCUGUGGACGUCAUGCCUGUUGAGGACAAGGCCGGUGAGCUGCCGAUGACUAACACUGCUGCUUCUUCAAACCCUGCUCCGACUCUUCCUACUCUGAUAACUCAUGGACCAGAGGAGAAAUCAUCAAAAAAGAGGAAAUCUAAAACUUCGGCUAACGAAAGUCGUAAGAAACCAGCUCUUGGGGUUGAGACGUCAAGUGGUAAAAGAGAGGUUGAACCUAUUGCAACUGGUUCAAUAGCAAAAGCUCCAACUGCUACAGAGAACCUUCCAACUGAUGAAGCUGAGAACCAAGGUCGUGUUGAUGCUACUUCUGAACCAAUGCAAAUCGAAACUGGGACUGGUACCAAGGAAAUUGUUGAGAAAGCUGGUGAGGAAGCUAAGUCUGUGAAGCCUAAGAAGAAAAAGAAAGCAAAGGCACCAGCUAAAGAAGUUGCUUCUAGCUCACAGAUCGUUGAGACUCCUCCUGCUGAAGUCACCAAAGAAGAUCCUCUGGAGAAUUUGGACAAUGUUGUGAAGAAAAUUGUGCAAGAGGCUUAA